GAUAUAAGGAAGAAGAAUUCAACUGGCCCUCAUACCUAAAGGCAUGCAAGGCUCAAGCUGCUCCUAAAUCAUUGUUUGAAAACCAGAAUGCAACAGUGAUUCCAUCGGGAUUUCGAGUGGGGAUGAAGCUGGAAGCCGUAGACAAGAAGAACCCGACUUUCAUUUGUGUUGCUACAGUAACAGACAUGGUGGACAAUCGUUUUCUGGUUCAUUUUGACAACUGGGAUGAGAGUUACGACUACUGGUGUGAGGCAGCUAGCCCACAUAUUCAUCCUGUUGGAUGGUGUAAAGAACAUAAAAGAACUCUCAUCACCCCACCAGAUUAUCCACAUGCUAAGCAUUUUUCUUGGGAGAGGUAUUUGGAAGAAACCAGUUCAUUACCUGCACCUGCAAGGGCUUUUAAAGUGAAACCUUCUCAUGGCUUUCAGAAAAACAUGAAACUUGAAGUGGUUGACAAGAGAAAUCCAGUAUUUAUCAGAGUAGCAACUAUUGUAGAUACUGAUGAUUAUAGAAUAAAAGUCCAUUUUGAUGGCUGGGAUAGUAUUUAUGAUUAUUGGACUGAUGUAGAUAGCGCUGAUAUCCAUCCUGCAGGCUGGUGUACAAAAACUGGACACCCUCUUCAGCCCCCACUUAGUCCCUUGGAACUGGUGGAAGCUUUAGAGCAUGGAGGGUGUCCCACAGCAGGGUGUAAAGGAGUUGGGCACAUUAAAAGAGCAAGACAUAUCGUCCAUCAUAGUGCAGUCAGCUGCCCGUAUUCAGAGAUGAACUUGAACAAAGAAAGCCUCUUACCUGACCGGUUGAGCGGGGAGAUGCCUGCAGCCAGUCCUGUCCCCAGAAACAGAAAAAUGGAAGCAAGUGAAAGAUCCACCUCUCCUGUAAUCAAUGACAGAAAAUGUCCCAGCCCUGGUCAUGUAGGUCUGAAAUCUUCGGCUCACAAUCGAUCAUCUGGGAAAACUGCAUCAGAAACAACUAAGCAGGAAGAUGCAGAAAGUAAAUCUCCUUGCAAGAAGCCUCUGUUAUGUGAUGUGAAAGAAAAGGCGGUACCUGGUGGGAUACUACAAACAAAGGACUCUAUAAGGAACAAAGAGUGUGAAGAAGAGGAGACAGAAAAUAAGCUGCUCAUUUCAAAUGAAAUUAAAGAUGUUGAAGAACCCAACACGCAGAGACUUCUUUCUCAGCCAGUUAUUGUGUCUUCCAAGUUGCAACUCCCUGGCCUACCCUUGCGCUGGGAGCAGCAGAGCAAGCUCCUUCCAAGUGUAGCUGGUAUCCCAGCCAGUAAAGUUUCUAAGUGGAGUACAGAUGAGGUCUCUGAAUUUAUACGAAGUUUACCAGGAUGUGAAGAACAUGGCAAGGUGUUUAAAGAUGAGCAAAUUGACGGAGAAGCAUUUCUGCUAAUGACCCAAUCAGACAUAGUCAAAAUAAUGAGCAUUAAACUGGGACCAGCCCUAAAAAUCUUUAAUUCCAUUCUGAUGUUCAAAGCUGCAGAGAAAAACUCACACAAUGAACUUUGAAGGUAAUGGAAAAUGUGUACAAGGCAGCUUUCUCCACUGGAGCUCAUGUUUUAUUCAAAGCACAAAGACUCGCUAGAACUGUUGAGUAAGGACUCUCAGAAAGGAAGAAACUUACGUUCAGCACUGGUGGACUAUUUAUAUUCUCUUCGAGCCAGUACACAUCUGAAUCCUUCUGGGAAGUGUUCAAGCUUUUGAGAAGGUACUGUGUAACAACAGAGUCAGCUAGUCUUAUUUACCAAACUAAUGGCGCUAAUUCUCCAUGGAUGGUUAGGAUCCCUAACUUUCUCUGGACAUCAAGAAAACCUUCAUUAAUUAUUUAUGUUGUACUAUAUAAGGGAGCGUUAAUAUUUUCUAAGAAUUCUCGAAUUCUACUUCAUGUACCCAUUUUACUUUUCAGAAGCUUUUACUUCAUACUGUCAAAAUAAAAACUGAUUAGCCAAAAAUGAGGCUACAGGUAGCCAGAUGAGACUGUUAUGGCUAAUACGUAUUUGUGCCAUAGGUUAAAAAUUUAAACACUUAACGUUACAUAUGUGACACUUUAUGCUACAGCAUAUAACUUUACAGAUUAUAAAACUGUCUGUUUGCUUGUAACAAAA
Messenger RNA from Phaethon lepturus (White-tailed tropicbird), 2107 nucleotides. It is a transcript of the gene L3MBTL3, whose product is annotated as l(3)mbt-like 3 (Drosophila). Gene Ontology annotation, molecular function: protein binding; zinc ion binding. Gene Ontology annotation, cellular component: nucleus. The annotation marks the transcript as partial. The transcript is spliced from 13 exons. Lineage: Eukaryota; Metazoa; Chordata; Aves; Phaethontiformes; Phaethontidae. The record is from RefSeq and is a predicted model, not a curated record. Gene Ontology annotation, biological process: regulation of DNA-templated transcription.